Cydia strobilella is the source of this 2161-nucleotide messenger RNA. Its product is annotated as phospholipase A2 group XV-like. The record is from RefSeq and is a predicted model, not a curated record. The transcript has 6 exons. Lineage: Eukaryota; Metazoa; Arthropoda; Insecta; Lepidoptera; Tortricidae. Bases 338 to 1603 code for a protein of 421 amino acids. Gene Ontology annotation, biological process: lipid metabolic process.
CUUACUCAAUUUUAAUUGCAUGGUAUUAUCGUAUUUUAUCAAUUACUCGCUAAUUGAAAUGCAAAAUAACCAUGUUUUCAUAAACAUUCCCAGCUGACUAGCUGUCUAUCCGCGUGUGUUAUUGUUAUCAGUGGCGUGUUUAUUCGCGCUCGCAUCGUACGACCGCGAUCGCGACGUCAUGACCAGCGUUUGAACUGAAUUCAAAGCCAUUUUUAGGGCACAUAUACUGCGAAAUUACGAAACCAGUGGUAGCCCUACUUGUAGACGGUACUGUUUACUCACAAGCAAGUCGUCACAACUGCCCCUGCUUCCCAUUAGUAUUAAUUUAAAGACCACAAUGUCAAGUAUUAAAAUUUGCUUCGCGAUAUUAUUUAUUUACGGUAUCCUCGCUCAGAAUUCUUUGGGUUUAUCGCCGGUUAUCUUAAUACCCGGGGACGGCGGCAGCCAGUUAGAAGCGAAGUUAAAUAAGACCUCAGUAGUUCAUUACAUAUGCGCCAAGACAUCAGCUGAUUAUUUUAAUAUUUGGCUGAAUUUGGAGUUGCUAGUGCCAUUUGUAAUAGACUGUUGGGUGGACAACUUGAAGUUGGAGUACGACAAUGUGACGCGGACCACUCGGAACCCUGCGGGCGUCGACGUGCGCGUCCCGGGCUGGGGCACCCCGGAGCCCGUGGAGUGGCUCGACCCCUCGCAUGAGAAGUCCGGGGUGUACUUCAACACCAUUGCUGAUGCUCUUGUCAAAAUAGGAUAUGUCAGAAAUGUGUCCAUCAGAGGGGCACCUUACGAUUUUCGUAGAGCACCAAAUGAGAAUGCAGAGUUCUUUGUUAAACUAAAGACCCUAGUGGAAGAUACCUACAACAUCAACAACAAGACAUCUGUGACGCUGCUGGUGCACAGCAUGGGCGGGUCUAUGGCACUGCACUUCCUGCAGCUGCAGACGCAGGCCUGGAAGGACCAGUACAUCCGCCGUCUGCUGUCGCUCUCCACACCCUGGGCAGGAGCGGUCAAGGCACUUAAAACUUUUGCCAUUGGCGACGACCUGGGGUCGCGCGUGUUGCGCGAGAGCGUGCUGCGCGCGCAGCAGAUCACGUGCCCGUCGCUGGCGUGGCUUCUGCCUUCCCCGCUGUUCUGGAAGCCGCAAGAGGUGCUGGUGCAGACCGACAAGUACAACUACACCAUCAACGACCUGCAGAAACUGUUCACCGAUAUGAACCUGCCGAACGCUUGGGAGAUGCGCAAGGACACGGACCAGUUCAGGACGGACUUCAGCGCGCCGGGCGUGGAGGUGCACUGCGUGUACGGGUACAACAUCUCCACCGUCGACAGGCUGGUGUACUCUGGUGGCACCUGGCUGGACGGGUACCCGGUGCUGUCUCCGGGGGACGGGGACGGCACCGUGAACGUGCGCUCGCUGUCCGCGUGCGAGCACUGGGCCAAGCGCCGCCAGUACGGACGGUACGGAGGGGAGGGAGGGGACGGAGGGUUCAGGCGCACCCUCAACGGCAAGCCCGUCAAGUCGCUGCCGCUGCCCAACGCCGAGCACCUCACCAUCCUGCACGACCCGCGCGUGCUCGACUACAUCACCACCGUUAUGCAGCACCCGUAAAUUUAUAAUUUAAAAGCCGACUGUGGCGCACGCUUUGUAUGGUGUGUACUGUUGGCGCCCCGGCCCCUGUUUGUUGGCGCGAAUGUCAAAUAUGGACCCUCUGACGCGCACGGGAACGUGCGCAAACUGUACAGGCCAGAGGGGUCAAUGCCGUGUUGCCCAGGUUUAUAUGCUCUAAAUAUCGUCUGACAUUUGGAACAUACAAAAAUACCCCUAGCUUAUCACGACACUGCUUCGCUCAGUCAAAAAAGCCAGUACGUCCACUGUUUCGUGCAAUAUUAUGAUAUGAAAAAGUUGUGUUAAUUUCAUAGGGAAGUGAAUUUUAGUAAAUGGUAGCUUAACUUGCGAGCGCCGCGGAGAGUUUAAACUUACGCAAGUACGCAAAUUACGCAAGUAAGUAUAACGGGUGAACAUUAGCACUAAUUGACUAGCACGUUAUUAUUUCGUGGAUUAGCAAAGUAAUAAUUUUGUUUUGAUUUGCCAGUUAAAUCCGGCUUAGAUGAUUCUUUUGGAUUAAUUUGAACUUUAUAAUUGAGGAGUGUCUUUUCAAAAGGGUUU